This is a messenger RNA of Eurytemora carolleeae, 862 nucleotides long. RefSeq lists its product as uncharacterized. Lineage: Eukaryota; Metazoa; Arthropoda; Copepoda; Calanoida; Temoridae. The transcript has 3 exons. Bases 296 to 751 code for a protein of 151 amino acids. The record is from RefSeq and is a predicted model, not a curated record.
AGUUAUAAGAAAUAUAUAUACUGGAAGUUAUCUAUGCGUUUUAUUAGAGUCUGACUCACGUCCUCUAUAAUAUGAACAAUUCCCAACAAUAUUUAGUUGUUAAUUUCUAGAUGUGGACAUUUCCCAAUAAUAUUUAAUUGUUAAUUUGUUAAGACAUGGAUAAUUCCCAACAGUAUUUAACUGUUAAUUUUUCUAAAUAUGGACAAUUCCCAUGACAACUUAACUUUAAUUUCUAGAUAUGAACGGUUCUCAAAAAGUACAAAUCCCAAUAAGUCUCAACUUUUAAUAUCUAGAUAUGGAAGGUUCCCAACUACAUCAGAGAACUGAUCACCACCUGUUUACUGAGGAUGGGGAGGAUGAGGGAGAACAGGUUCUUCUCUGGCUGCUAGGACAACCUCAUCAUCCGCUAGAUUUUAGAACGGUUCCAGACGAUCCUCAAGAGAGAUGGAUCAUGGACAAGAAGUUGGAUGAGAGGGAGAGGAUGAGGAGGAUGUACCAGGAGGUCCCCAAGUGGAACGGGUCCGGGGAGCUUCUGGGGUUCAACCGCUGGGCAAUUGAGUUUAGUAAGUUUCUGCAGAUCAAUGAGCUGGAUCACACUUCAGAACAGAACAAGAAAAUUCUUAUUUUUGCAGCAAUGGAGGAAGAAGCUGGUCGACGUGUAGCUUGCCUGGGUCCGGCCUCCCGUCUGUUCCUGACCGCUACCCCAACCCAGUACCUGGAUCUUAUCAGGGUUCGUUGCGGAGCUCGGUAGAGAACACCAAGACGACAUUGAGGAAAUGGAAGACGACAUUCUGGAACUGAAUCUUUAUGUUUAUCUUAAGUUCCAGAAAUAUAUGAAAAACUCAGAUGUUUUGAAAAUCAA